Messenger RNA from Anopheles nili, 984 nucleotides. RefSeq names its product homeotic protein ultrabithorax-like. Gene Ontology annotation, biological process: anterior/posterior pattern specification; negative regulation of transcription by RNA polymerase II. Lineage: Eukaryota; Metazoa; Arthropoda; Insecta; Diptera; Culicidae. The record is from RefSeq and is a predicted model, not a curated record. Gene Ontology annotation, cellular component: nucleus. The coding region runs from base 1 to 984 and encodes 327 amino acids. The transcript is spliced from 3 exons. Gene Ontology annotation, molecular function: RNA polymerase II cis-regulatory region sequence-specific DNA binding; DNA-binding transcription factor activity, RNA polymerase II-specific.
AUGAAUUCGUAUUUUGAACAAACCGGGUUUUACGGACAUCCGCAUCAAGCGGCUGCCGGAAUGAUGACGACGACUGGCACCCAUCAUGAUCAGACUACGGCUGCCGCGGCCGCAGCCUAUAGAGGGUUCCCUUUAUCUCUCGGAAUGUCGCCCUACACGAACCAUCACCUGCAUCAAACGCGCACGGCACAGGAAUCGCCGUACGAUGCUAGUAUACAGGCCGCCUGCAAACAGAUUUACGAGGGCUCGUACAGCUCGAAGGACUGCGGAACGAAGAGUGCUAGUGGAAAUAACGGCACGGACACCACCAACGGGUACAAAGAUGUGUGGAACGCUAACAGUGGCGCAGCCAACGGCGCGGCCACCGGUGCUACCGGUGGCAAUGUACCUUCUCAGCAAAAUAGUUCUGUUCCGGUGCGACCUUCGGCAUGUACACCGGAUUCGCGCGUAGGGGGCUACAUCGAUGCGUCCGGUGGAAGUCCGGUUAGUCGGACUGGAUCCGCUGCAGCCGCGGCUGGUGUUGCUGGUUCGUGGAACACCAACCAAUGCUCACUAACCGGGUCCACCGGUGGUCAAACUGCUCCUACGACCGGGCUUCACCAGUCGAAUCAUACCUUUUAUCCCUGGAUGGCUAUUGCAGGUAAGAGAUAUUCAGAAUCUCUUGCGGGCACACUUCUACCAGACUGGAUAGGUGCCAACGGAUUGCGACGAAGAGGACGCCAAACCUACACACGAUACCAAACGCUGGAGCUGGAGAAGGAGUUCCACACCAACCACUACCUUACGCGCCGACGUCGGAUCGAGAUGGCGCACGCCCUUUGUCUAACGGAACGACAGAUCAAAAUUUGGUUUCAAAAUCGCCGGAUGAAGCUAAAGAAGGAAAUUCAAGCCAUCAAGGAGCUAAACGAGCAGGAAAAACAGGCUCAAGCACAGAAGGCGGCCGCCGCGGCAGCUGCAGCGGCCGCGUUACAUGAGCAAAACUAG